AUGAGACAGCACUAUGAGCUGGGGCAGGUGCUCAAACAACGUUAUGAAGGAUUCCUCAGCAAAAACUACAACCGUUCUGAGAUUGUGGUGCGGAGUACAGACACUGACCGGACACUGAUGAGUGCACAGGCAAACCUGGCUGGUAUGUACCCACCUAGUGGGUCACAGGUCUUCAACCGCAAUCUCACAUGGCAGCCCAUUCCUGUCCACACAGUACCCCGGGAACAAGACAGGCUUCUUCCGUUCCCCUUGUCUGGCUGCCCUCGCUAUGUUACACUCAUGAGCGAAACCAGGAACAGUGCAGAAUACCGCAACGUAACUGUCUUCUACAAAGAUUUUAUGGACAUGCUGCAAAACAACACUGGCCUGAAUGUCACCAUGGACUCAGUGUGGAAGAUCUAUGACACCUUGUUUGUUGAGAAAUUGCAUAAUAAGUCCCUUCCCAUGUGGGUGACAGAAGAGGUCAUGGAGAAGCUGAAAGACCUCAACGACUUCAGCUACCAGAUCUUGUUUGGGUUAUACAAGUGGAAGGAGAAGGCUCGACUCCAGGGAGGUGUCCUUCUCAGUGAAAUUGUGACAAAUAUCUCUAGCUAUGCCAGUGACUCCCAGAAGCCCCUGAAGAUGAAGGUGUACUCAGGGCAUGACACUACGAUAAUGGCACUGCAGACAGCCUUGAAUGUGUACAACAGGAUACUGCCCCCCUACGCUUCCUGCCAUAUAUUUGAACUGCACCAGGAGGACGACAAGUCCUUCUCUGUGGCAAUGUACUAUCGGAACGACAGCACCAAGGAACCCUACCCCCUAGUGCUGCCAGGCUGUACCCAGUUCUGCCCCCUGACAGAGUUUGAGAAUCUUAUUGAGCCUGUCAUCCCCAAGAACUGGAAGGAAGAGUGCCAGGUGAAAGAAGCAGGUUCAUGGUACUUCACAGGGUUCAUUGUGGCCUGUGUUUUAGCCACGAUAUUUGCACUCACAACAAUUGUCGCUUGUUUCCUCCACUGUCGGAGAACGGGUUAUAUGGAAACGCAACAGCACAGCUAAGUGCCUUGUUCGCAAUCGUGAGGAAUUUCCUGUUGGAUAGUUGCACAUCCUCCACUCCAGUUGUUGUCACGGGAAAGAGGUCUGGCUGAUUCACUGUUCUGGGAAAACAUUGUGUUCUUCCCUAGAAACCCCCAAAAGAAAGUGUGCCUUCUGGCCUGCCCUCCAACCGCCAGAGAUGACCUCAAAAACAGGCAUUUAUCACUGAAUCAAGACUAAAGGGUUUUCUUUUUUGCUGUACAUUGACCUCUCAAUUUACCAUAAAUGAUAGAUACUAACUGACAGCAAACUAGUAAACUGCACUCACUAAACUGAGAUAUUUUGUAAUAAUCUAAUGCAAUGUAAUGUACUUUAAUAAUGAUCACUCUCUUUCACUUACAGUACCAGUCAAAAGUUUGGACACAUCUAAUUAAGAUAAUG
Megalops cyprinoides (Indo-Pacific tarpon) is the source of this 1455-nucleotide messenger RNA. Its product is annotated as lysosomal acid phosphatase-like. Gene Ontology annotation, molecular function: acid phosphatase activity. Gene Ontology annotation, biological process: dephosphorylation; lysosome organization. Gene Ontology annotation, cellular component: lysosome. NCBI's taxonomy places the organism in Eukaryota, Metazoa, Chordata, Actinopteri, Elopiformes, Megalopidae. The record is from RefSeq and is a predicted model, not a curated record. Bases 1 to 1038 code for a protein of 345 amino acids. The transcript has 11 exons.